AUGUCACGAUUUGACAUUUCAUCCCUCUCCGAGAAACGUUCGACUGAAAGAGGGAGCGAGAAGACGCUGGUUGUGCAGAAGCCGUGGCCUGAGGUCAAGCGCAAAGAAAUCCUCACAAGGCCAGAUAGUCCACAGGAAUUGCCAGGUCGAACCAGUUUUGAGGACUCGUCAACUCCCAUGCAGACAGUAUCACCACUCAUUGCUCCCCGUCCACUCUUUGCUAGUGCGGGCUCCAUAUCGAAUUUCAAUUUUCCAUCUUUGGAUAAUUUGCGAGAUCUGGGAAGUCAUGUCAACGUUUCUGAGAUAGAGUUUGAUACUCGAAAGGACCUACUGAAGACUCCUGAUGAUCAGGGAUCUCGGGCUCCAUCUCCACUGGCAAUACCUGUGCUGGGAGAGCGGGCUUGA
This is a messenger RNA of Penicillium malachiteum, 405 nucleotides long. RefSeq lists its product as uncharacterized. The coding region runs from base 1 to 405 and encodes 134 amino acids. The record is from RefSeq and is a predicted model, not a curated record. The transcript has 2 exons. NCBI's taxonomy places the organism in Eukaryota, Fungi, Ascomycota, Eurotiomycetes, Eurotiales, Aspergillaceae.